GCAGAAGCGCUCCUGGUAUGGAACAGAACUGGGUUUGUCUGUGGAAGCUGUGAGUAAGGUUGCCAUCACGAAAGCCAAAGUGGAUUUCUCCGGCGUGGUGUGCCUGCCCCCUUCUGUCAUUGCUGGCAAUGGGCUGGACGGAGGAGGGGCAGGCGAAAAUGAUGAUGAGCCGGUGCUGGUGUCACUUUCGGCAGCACCAAGCCCCCAGAGUGAAGCCGUUGCCAAUGAGCUGCAGGAGCUCUCCUUGCAGCCCGAGCUGACCCUGAAUCUCCAUCAUGGCCAAAAUCCCAACCUUCCCCCACUAAGUGAAAGGAAGAAUGAUGAUACCUUCAGGAGGAUGGGAAUGAAGAGUGGAUUGAUUGCCGGUCUGCGUUUGGAUCCAUGCUGCCACUUGGAGAGAAUGAUUACCUCCUGCACCAAGACCUUUCAGCCUGCCUAUGCCGGGAUUUUGCCGCUUGCAGAGACUGUGUCAAAGCAGGGGAAGAGUUGUUCAACCACGUGUCAGGAUUCAUACCACAGUUUGCGGGAAGUGCUGCAGUUGAAGCUCCAGCAGCGACGGACUCGGGAGGAGUUGGUGAGCCAAGGGAUCAUGCCGCCUCUGAAAAGUCCAGCUGCAUUUCAUGAACAGAGAAGGAGCUUGGAGCGGGCCAGGACGGAGGACUAUCUGAAACGGAAAAUCCGAUCCCGGCCAGAGAGAGCGGAGCUGGUCAGGAUGCACAUUCUGGAAGAGACCUCAGCUGAACCCUCCCUGCAGGCCAAGCAGCUGAAGUUGAAGAGGGCCAGGCUGGCAGAUGACCUCAACGAGAAGAUAGCCCAGAGGCCAGGUCCCAUGGAGUUAGUGGAGAAGAAUAUCUUGCCUGUGGAGUCCAGUCUGAAGGAAGCCAUCAUUGUUGGGCAGGUGAACUACCCAAAGGUUGCAGACAAUUCCUCCUUUGAUGAGGACAGUAGUGAUGCCCUGUCCCCUGAGCAGCCAGCCAGCCAUGAGUCCCAGGGAUCUGUACCAUCCCCAGUGGAGGCCCGAAUUGGUGAGCCACUUCCAACCAUCAUGAGGACAUUGCCAGCCCAGGGUACAUCACAGUUACAGAUCACUGUAGAUUCCAGUGAAGCACCUUUCCUACCUGAACAGCCACCUCCUCCCUUGCCUCCACUGCCUUUGCUGCCUCCCAGUCUCACCAAUGGAGCUCUCGUUCCUGCUGCCAAGCCCCCACCAACACUUAUUAAGCAAAGCCAGCCUAAGACAGCCAAUGAGAAGUCUCAGCGCAGCAAGAAAUCCAAGGAAUUGAAGCCGAAAGUCAGGAAGCUUAAAUAUCACCAAUACAUUCCCCCGGACCAAAAGCAGGACAAAGGAGCCCCUCUCAUGGAUUCAUCUUAUGCCAAAAUACUGCAGCAGCAACAGCUCUUCUUGCAGCUCCAGAUCCUCAACCAGCAGCUGCAGCAACACUACAACUAUCAGAGCAUCCUGCCAGCCCCACCAAAGCCUCCAGGAGAGCAGCAGAGCAGUACCAGUGCCCCUGCUGGGCGCAAUCUUUCUACCACAGUCAGCUGCGCGUCUUCAGUAUCCUCCAGUUCUGGUGGGCUGAUGCGACAAAACAGUAAUGCCACAGUGGCCAAGCCAGUGGGCAGCCUCCCUGCCAACCUAGAUGACAUGAAGGUGGCAGAGCUGAAGCAAGAGUUGAAGCUGAGAGCAUUACCUGUCUCUGGCCCAAAGACAGACUUGAUUGAGCGACUCCGAGCUUACCAAGAGCAGAAUGGCAUAGCCAAUCAAGCAGCCACCACAUCCAAGCCCAGUGCAACAGCCGUCAUCCCAAAAGCUGCUGAAGUGAUGGUUGCCUUUCCAGCUACCAGGCUGAGCACAGGGUCAGCAUUGGUCACUGCUGGCAUCACACCAGCAGAGGUUGUCGUGGCCACUGUCACUGGCAAUGGUGUGAUGAAGUUUGGCAGCACAGGCUCAACCCCACCUGUUUCUCCCACCCCAUCAGAACGCUCUCAGAUGAGCACUGGGGACGAGACCUCAGCCACCGGAGAUGCCUUUGGGGAGAUGGUAACUUCGCCUCUGACCCAGCUCACCCUGCAAGCAUCUCCAAUGCAGUUCGUGGUGAAGGAAGAGAGCUCCAAAGUUACCUACUGUAGUGGAAAUCCAGUCCCCAAGUCAGAACAGAGCAGCACGAGCAACAGCAAAGACAUGGAGGUUCAGGAUAAAGACCAGAUGCUGCAGGAGAAAGACAAGCAAAUUGAGGAACUCACUCGAAUGCUGAAACAGAAGCAGCAGCUGGUAGAGAUGCUGAGGCUGCAGCUGGAGCAAGAGAAACGGUCACAGCAGCUGCUUCCAGCCAUGGCUACUGGAGGAGAUGGAGCUGUCCCCAUUCCCAACUCGAUGGUGUUCGACAUCCCGGUGAAAAGUGAAAACGGUUUCCUGAGUUGCCAGUCUGCAGAGCAGCCCAAUGGCCAAACAGACCAAUACGCUCCUGUGCUGACCGCUAGCCAAAUGGACACUUCAGAUCCAAGCUCAGUGCCAAAGAAAGAGGUGAUGGUGAAGCAGGAGGUACUGGCGGCAGAAACAGAGCCACCAUGCCAGUCCCACAGUCCACGGAUCUUCCUUGGUCAGCAGGGGGGUGUCUUGAGUAACUUCAUCAAGGGGGCUCCUCCCCCUACCCUCAUCACAGAUUCCACAGGGACCCACAUCGUCCUUACAGUGACCAAUCAGAGUUCAGGGAGGCGGGGCCUCUCUCCACAGGAGAAAGUGAACAGUAGCUGCACAACAUUGCAGACGGUACAAUCAUCACCUACUAAAACUUCCAGCCACACACAGUGUCAGCUCCCUGUAGGCAACUCCCAGCCGCAGCCGCAACCACAGCAGCAACAGCAGCAGCCCAGAAUACUGAACCAGCUUGUCAGGAAGGGUCAGAAGCCAGGCCUGCAAGUAGUCACUGGGCAGAUGCCUCCCACAGUAUUGUCUUUCUCAGCACCUCCAAACCUGCAGCCCUUCUUCCUUAAUGGCUUCCACAAAGGAUCUCUGAAACCUGGUGCUCCUGUCAAAGCUGGCCAACCCAGUGUGCCGAAAAAGCCCUCUUCGCAGCCAGGCUCUCCUGCUGCCUCCUCCCCAUCGCAGAUGGACCUUGAGCAGCAGCAGCAUCCGUCCCUAUUUGGGACCCCUCCGUCUCCCCUCCCUGCCCCCUCAGUACCAAUGAAAGAACCUCCAGGCUACGAAGAGGCCACAAAACAACAGCCAAAGCCCCAUGAGGAGAAUGGCUGUUCAAGCCAGCAGAUGGAUGACCUGUUUGACAUCCUCAUUGAGAGUGGAGAGAUUUCAGCUGAUUUCAAAGAGCAGCCCUCCCCGGCCGGGAAGGAGCCAUCUGCAUCCCCAGCCUGCGCCUCACCACCUAGCAGCCACCAUUCCUCUGAGCUGCCCCUGCAAGUGUCCGUGGGCCACCCUGUCCUAGUAGGUCGACUGGAGGACUUUCUGGAGAGCAGCACGGGCCUCCCUCUGCUGACGGCAGCCCAUGAUGGGCCUGAGCCCCUGCCCUUGAUCGAUGAUCUCCACAGCCAGAUGCUGAGCAGCUCGGCCAUCCUGGACCACCCGCCUUCACCCAUGGACACUUCAGAAUUGCACUUUGCCCACGAGCCUGUUGGGGGAUUAGCCCUGGACCUGGGUGAGGCUAACUUGGACAGUAUGGAUUGGUUGGAGCUGCCGGGGGGGCCUGUCAUGAGCCUUGCUCCCCUCAGCACUGCAGCCCCCAGCCUCUUCUCCACAGACUUUCUUGAUGGACAUGAUCUGCAGCUGCACUGGGAUUCUUGCUUGUAGCUCCCUGAGCAGAGACUGAAGGGAAUGGGUGUGGGAGGGCUGGGGAUUGUGUGUGGGGAAGAGAGGCCAGUCAACCAAAAAUGAGCCCCUAGUCUGUGUACUCCUCCCCCAACAGUGACCCCCAACAGGUACCAGAGGCCGGGGCUGGUACUGCUGCUGUUGGGCUUUUGUGCACGCUGAGCUCCAGGCAGCCAGUCAGGCCCAGAGCAGAAAAUGGGGCUGUUGAAGGAGAGGGUCCGCAGGGGCUUUACAACUGGCUGGUUCCCAGCCCCCUCCCCUUGGUCUGGACACAGCUGGGAUCUCAGGUGUUAGCAGAGGCAUUUUAGUUUCCACCCUAAGCUCAGAGAAAUAACAGCAGUGCCCUGCAUGUGACCCUGGCAGGCAGGAUUUCCCUUGCUCAGGCUGGCAGGAAACAGUGCGGCUGGGUCUGUUCACUCCCAGGGGCAGAAGGGGGCAGGAAGGCAGUGAGCAGCAGCUUGCUCCUAAAAGCAGUUUAAGGAAAAAAAGGGGGUUUAUGCAGGUCAGGAAAGGUUCUUUGGGAAACCUUUACAGAGGGGGAGAUGGGCCGCAGGAGUUGGAAGACAGGGGCACCUGGGGGAUGGGGUGCAGGCUUUCUCCCUCACCAGGCCUGAGCUCUCAGGCCUGUCUCAUUUCUGGACAAGGCUCCAGCCCAAAGUGACACUCAAGCCAUAAACUACAAGCUGCCUCAGCCCCCUCUGCUGCCACAGUAGGGCUGGCUAUGGAGUGGGCAAGAGUGGAGGGCCACAGGGGCCCCAGGAGCCGGGCAGCUGCAGAUGCUAAAGCAUGGGCUUACCCUCUCUCCAGCUACCUGGGCGGGGUCCCCAGGGACACCGCACUGGGCCCUUUACACACCAGCCAGAGCAGCCAGGCCAGGCAGGUGGGAGGUGGGGAAGAGAGGGCAGCUACCAUUGUGCCUGGGAACAAGGCCAGCAAACUGCUGUGUGGAGUUGAUCAGGGCCCUUCAGUGCACCACUCAGGCUGGGUGGAGAACUGGGCAGGCAGAGGGGCUCCCUUGGCUUUUCCACUCCUCCGAAAGGCAGACAGCAUCUAGCCUGCCCCACUUCCCCUACCUGAGGUACUUGGGCAGGUUGGCACCGGCAGGCCCUGUACAUUCCUCCCCCUGCGCGUGAUGAGCUGCGGCACUGAGCCAGAGGCAUGAGAGUGGGCAGGAGCUGUAGGGCAAGGAGUCCAGCGUACCCAGACUAGCCCCACACUGACCUCCUUCUGCACAGGUUUCCUAAAUGGCCUCAGGAAGAGCCAGACAGGACGCCUACCCACUUCUGCAUUCUGCUUGGGGCUGGCAUCUGCUGCUGGGCUCCAGCUACACUAAGGUGCUGGGUAUUUGGUCCUUCCAUACGCUAUAUGUGGACUCUAGACAGCGGCUUCCCCACCCCUGGGGGUGGGGGGAUGCAGUUGAUGUGAUCAGGAGUCAGGCCUUCAUACACUGAGGCCGCCGCAGACCCUGUGCUCAGAGCAGCCUUCUGCCCAGGGCAAGUGUCCAGGGUGUUCGCCCAGCCGGCCUUGGGCACUGAGCAGCAGCAAGUGGAGUGUCUGGGCCUGGUGGGCCGGGAGAGGCUGAGGGCUGUGGAGAGCAGCUUGGGUUGGGGGUGAGCAGAAGCUGUUGACACCUCCCGUGAGGCAGCCUGGCAGGUCAGGGCUAUGGCGAGCACCUGGACCCACCUGCCUUGGUGUCUGGUGAGCUGCAGCUCUGCCAGCCGUAUUUACUGCACGAGCCACAUUGGUGAGGGUUGGUGCACACCUGCAAGUCAUGUCAGCUUAGCAGGGCAAUAGCAGAGGCGGCAGCUGCCCAGCGUUGUAGGCUUAGGCUUCCCUAAAACCAAUGCGAUGCCCUGCAGCUGGCCCUUUUUUCCCCCUGCCUGAGGAUUGAGGAUGCCCAAAUCAGGUUAUUGGCAAAUCAGGUUAUUGGCCUAGACACUGCCCCACUUCCCUUCCCCUCCACCCACCUCCCUGCCCUGCCCACGAGCGCUUCCUGUGCAGGAGCUGGUGCAAGGGAAGUUGCAGCCUCAAUGCCUUGAAACUUGAAAAAGCUCACAGUUUUGUGGGUGGUU
This is a messenger RNA of Alligator sinensis (Chinese alligator), 5892 nucleotides long. RefSeq names its product megakaryoblastic leukemia (translocation) 1 (gene MRTFA). The record is from RefSeq and is a predicted model, not a curated record. Gene Ontology annotation, biological process: smooth muscle cell differentiation. The transcript is spliced from 18 exons. Bases 338 to 3802 code for a protein of 1154 amino acids. Lineage: Eukaryota; Metazoa; Chordata; Crocodylia; Alligatoridae.